GCAUGACGGACAACGGGCCUACGCAGAUCCACACGCCCAUCGUACCCCGUGAUCUCCGAAACAACAUAACAAAGUAGGGAAAAGAUGGCGAGCAGAGAGGAGGCAAGACGCCCCUCUAUUACCUCCUCAUCGGUUGCCCUCGAGGCCUUGUUCCCCGCUGGAGGUUCGGAACAAGCAUGCGGUGAAGGGAAUCCUGAGCUAAUUCGUUUGAGGGAUCGUCUUCAAGACUGGCUAUUGCAGUAUGAGCACUUGCUCUUAUGGGCGCAGAGGCUUCUUGUUUGGGAGAGGCCGUUGUAUAGCAUCUUUGUUGCACUCACACUGAACACCUUGUUCUGGCUAUUAUCCUCCACAUCCCUGCGGCCUCUUUUCCUACUGAGUGUGUCUCUCUUGGGACUCAUGCUACUGGAGAGAUGGAAGCACAAGUUACCACUUGUCCGAGUCCAAAACCCAGAGCCAGAACCCAGCCCAAUAGAAAGAGAGACCAUGGCUGUCCACCCACGCCUGCUCAGCAUUCCUGAGCUUAGCCACCAUCUGGCAGAGAGCUACCUCACAUGUAGCCUGUACAUCCAGGAGAUGAUGCAGUACAAGCAUCAGAACCACGGCAAGUUCUGUGUGAUGAUGUGUUCAGGAAGCUUUGUGUUGGCUGUGGUUGGCCAUUACAUACCAGGAAUCAUGAUCUCCUACAUUAUUGUUCUGAGUGUGCUGCUGUGGCCCCUGGUGGUGUACCAUGAGCUGAUCCAGAGGAUGUACACGGGCCUGGAACCCAUCUUCAUGAAGCUGGACUACAGCAUGAAAGGCGGAACGCAGCACCGCAAACACGACAAGUGGAAGGUGAAAAAGGAGGUGGAGGAGGGCGAUGAGCCCCAGGCUGAGACAGAGAGCGAUAGUGAGGAGGAGCUGUCCUGCUUUGCCCCCACGGUGGACGUGAAGACCACAGCCUUGGCAAUGGCCAUCACGGACUCUGAGCUGUCUGACGAGGAGGCGUCCAUCUUGGAGAGCGGAGGUUUUUCUGUUUCCAGAGCCACCACUCCUCAACUCACAGAAGUCUCUGAAGACCUGGAUCAGCAGAGUGUGCACAGCGACCCUGAGGAGGCCUUCCUGAGGGACCUGCCUGAGUUCCCCUCCGUGGACGAGUUCCCCUCCAUCGAACACAGCCUUCUCCACUUCCCGCUGCGGGCCUCGGGCCAGGCUCCUGGGGACGAGGCCCAGGGAGAGCCCUCCGAGGGGGAGGCCUUGAGUCCAGCCAGCCUCCUCUUCCAGCACUUGGCCUCCCCGCUUCACUUUGUUAACACGCACUUCAACGGACACGGGCGGCCACCGGGGGGGGACCAGGCGGCGCCGGCAGAGCGUAAGGAGGCGGCAGCCGCCCAGGGCCCCCAGCGCUCUCUGGAAGCCCUGAGUGAGGAGAUAGUGAGUACGGCCAUCUCCACCGUGGUGCAGAACACUCUCUCCGCCCUGCUGCGCUCCACUGAGGCCAGCGAAGGCCCCUCCAUGGAAGAGUUCCUGCCUGCCGAAACGCUGCCCAACGCCCUGGACAGCCCGCCACCCGCCGAAGCCAGCCAGGAGACCCUGGAGGACGAGGUUGCCACGGAGACCGGCGCCAGGGAGGAAGAGAUCCAGGACGACACUCUGGUACCGACCGAGGAAGAGGACUUUGAGCUCCUGGACCAAAGUGAACUGGAACUGAUGGACGAAGGGCUGGGUCUCAGUCCUGACGGACAGGGAUUGGAGGGAGGAGCCUCGCCCACAGACACGCCCCCAUCUCCCCAACACCAACAGGAGUCCUAGCUUUCUCAUCAUUGCCCACCCCCAUGUAUGUUUUAUUUGUACAUGUAGAUAUACAUACAUAUAUACUUCUUCCAAGGGUUGGUGGUUUAAUAGCAGUUGGUUUGUGAUUGUUUUCUGUUAGGGUUAAGAUCACCGUGGAUUAUUCUGCACCUGCACAUCUAUAUCAUGUCAGUAGUGAUUGAGCCUGGGCACUGUAUGGCACCUGCAUGGGAGAGGGGGUCGUAUAGCUUCUAGACGAAGGGAACAAGCCGUCAGUGCUGGGCCAGUUACCUGCCGGUGUUUGGGUUCCGGUUCUCCACCCUCUCACCUUAGACCUCAGGGAAAGGAUGGAGAAGCCCAAAAGCAGUGCCAGUGAUGCCUGUGGUUAGAAGGUCUGCAUCACCCCACACCCUCUAGGAGAUGGUUAGCAGAUGUUGCAGGGGUUGAAGGAGAAAGACAAAAGGUUUAGUUUAUAUGAUAUCUCCUAAUAUAUGAUAAAUUAUUUAAUUUAACAGACCGCUUAAGGAAACCUGUGUUUUGGGGGGGGGGGGGGGGAAUCUGAUCACAACAUAUGCAUUGAUCGUACUAUAUUCUUGUAAAACCUUUACAACUCUUAAAGUCACUCAUCGAAACGUUUUGGCAUAUGUCAUGCUACUUUACAACUUUCUGAUUUGCUGACACUUAUAAUCAAUGGUUUUAGGAAAAAAAAAAUGUUUCAUUCUUCACCCAAAUGUUUUGACAUAUGCCUUCCUAAUUUGGACAUUUUAUUUCUGACACAUUGGUUGUAGUUUUAUCCACAUCAGGUUAUUAUUGAAUCGUAGGAUAGUUUGUUGUGACUUGGAAACCUAAAUGCCUUUGCAUUCCUGGGUGUUCAUUUAAGAAUGCAUAACAGCCCGCACAAGAGAGAUAUAU
This is a messenger RNA of Osmerus eperlanus (European smelt), 2679 nucleotides long. RefSeq names its product reticulophagy regulator family member 2 (gene retreg2). NCBI's taxonomy places the organism in Eukaryota, Metazoa, Chordata, Actinopteri, Osmeriformes, Osmeridae. Gene Ontology annotation, cellular component: membrane. The transcript is spliced from 9 exons. The coding region runs from base 85 to 1788 and encodes 567 amino acids. The record is from RefSeq and is a predicted model, not a curated record.